AUGUUGCCACUUUCUAUUCUCUUUGCUUUGCGGUCCCUUGGAAACGAUGAGAUUUAUUGCCCUCAAAGUGGUGGAAAAGCCAAGGAGAACGCCGACGUUAAGCCGCUACUAACGUAUAUUAAAAAUAGCCGACUUCUUCUUCUGAAAAACCGACAGAGGAAUGGACCAGAUGGAUAUCCAAUGCCGAUGGCGAAGAGUAUGGGAGAAGUUAGAUGGAGCUGCGAGCUUGAGAAAAAAGCCUAUGAAAUGUUUGAUAAGAGAUGCAAGCAGACUGAGAUUGAUCUGUUUAAUCUGCGUUUUCCUCAAGGAUACAGUGGAAUCUAUUUCCCAUAUCAUCAAGCUCAUACUUAUGAACAAGCAGCGCAAAGCUGGACCGGACAGAUUGACAGAGCUCCAAUGAACGACACCGCCUUCUGUAAGGGCAAAGUUGUGUUCAUACCCAACCGUGAUAUACAGGAGUACGCCACACUCAUUCAACAAGACUCUUAUAAUAUUGGAUGCUCACAGUUAACGUGUAGGUUUUGGUUUGGAACACUCUGCCUCAUCGAUAGACCUGCUAUCGACUCUCAUCAGGUCCUCUAUGAGACUGAUACAUGCAAUGACGGAGAUGAAUUUUGUAACCUUUACCCUCUGAACACGAAGAAAAGCGCACUCGAUUCUCCAAAGGAAUGA
This is a messenger RNA of Necator americanus (New World hookworm), 672 nucleotides long. RefSeq lists its product as uncharacterized. The coding region runs from base 1 to 672 and encodes 223 amino acids. The transcript is spliced from 6 exons. Lineage: Eukaryota; Metazoa; Nematoda; Chromadorea; Rhabditida; Ancylostomatidae. The record is from RefSeq and is a predicted model, not a curated record.